Tarenaya hassleriana is the source of this 1649-nucleotide messenger RNA. RefSeq names its product probable aspartyl protease At4g16563. The transcript has a single exon. Gene Ontology annotation, molecular function: aspartic-type endopeptidase activity. NCBI's taxonomy places the organism in Eukaryota, Viridiplantae, Streptophyta, Magnoliopsida, Brassicales, Cleomaceae. Gene Ontology annotation, biological process: proteolysis. The record is from RefSeq and is a predicted model, not a curated record. Bases 47 to 1489 code for a protein of 480 amino acids. Gene Ontology annotation, cellular component: extracellular region.
UCAUCUUUUUCCCCCAAGUUCUUUCAAGUAUCGUUUUCUACACAUAAUGACGGCUAAAACACAUAUCUUGUUUCUCAUCCUACUUCUCACAUUGUUCAAAACCAAAGCAAGACAACAUAGAAGCCAUAGCUCCUCUUCCUCACUCGUUUUCGGCUUGACCAGAUCUAGCACUUCACUUCCAAGACCCAAAUCCAAAACCCAGAUUACAAGGGUGAAAAGGCCGUCAGAAUCACUGGAUAUGAUGGAGCCUCUAAGAGAAGUGAGAGAUGGAUAUUUGAUAACCCUAAACUUAGGAACACCUCCACAAUCCGUGCAAAUCUACAUGGACACGGGAAGUGACCUCACUUGGGUCCCAUGUGGGAAUCUAAGUUUUGACUGUAUGGAUUGUGAUGACUACAAGAACAGCAAGGUCAUGUCCUCUUUCUCUCCUCUUCAUUCUUCUUCUUCUGUUAGAGCCUCUUGUGCAAGUUCCUUCUGCGUCGAUAUUCAUAGCUCUGACAAUCCCUUUGAUCCUUGUGCAAUAGCCGGCUGUUCUGUCAGUAUGUUGCUUAAGUCCACUUGUUUAAGGCCUUGUCCUUCCUUUGCUUACACUUAUGGCGAAGGCGGUCUUGUCUCGGGGACAUUGACAAGGGACACACUCCAGGCCAGAACUAGGGUUAUCCCUAGGUUCUGCUUCGGCUGUGUAGCCUCUACAUACCGUGAACCCAUCGGUAUAGCUGGUUUUGGAAGAGGGCUUCUCUCUCUACCCUCACAGCUAGGGUUUCUUCAAAAGGGCUUUACUCAUUGUUUCUUGCCCUUCAAGUUUGCCAACAACCCUAACAUCACUAGCCCUCUAAUCUUGGGAGAUUCCGCGAUUUCGCACAAUGAUACCGCCUCUUUGCAGUUCACCCCCAUGUUAACGAGUCCUAUGUACCCGAAUUAUUACUACGUUGGUCUAGAAACCAUUGCCGUAGGCAAUGCUAGUGCAACACAAGUGCCCUUAACAUUAAGACAGUUUGAUUCGCAAGGAAAUGGAGGAAUGUUGAUUGAUUCAGGCACCACUUACACACACUUGCCUGACCCUUUCUACUCUGAGCUCCUUACAACAUUGCAAUCAACCAUAUCAUACCCUAGAGCUACAGAUACAGAAGAAAGAACAGGCUUUGAUCUAUGCUACAGAGUACCAUGCCCAAACAACGAUCUCGACAGUUCCAACAUCGUCGAAACUGUCUUUCCUCCAAUCACAUUCCAUUUCCUGAACAAUGUGACCCUUCUUUUGCCGCAAGGAAACUCCUUUUACGCCAUGAGCGCGCCAAGCAAUGGCACGGUGGUGAAGUGCCUGUUGUUUCAGGGAAUGGAUGACGGAGAUUAUGGACCGGCCGGUGUCUUUGGAAGCUUUCAGCAGCAAAAUGUGAAAGUUGUUUAUGAUUUAUCGAAUGAGAGAGUUGGAUUUCAAGCCAUGGACUGUGCCUCAUGGGCUGUCUCAGAGGGACUUUACCAUGGCUCAUGAAGAACAUCUAGUCGUGAUUUUUGUACCUUUUGUUUUUGGUUUUUGGUUGAUGAUCUCAAGUUGAUCAACGACUGUUUUUGUUGUGUUCUUGUUUUCCCGCCCAAAUCUUGGGACUGAACUCUUUCAAUGUCUUGAGUGAUGCAUGUUUAUGUUUCAUGCC